CAUCUCGUAUUACUACGUAUGCAAAUACCUCACACACACACACACAGUAAUAUGAAUACAUUCAACUUCCUAUCUCUCUCUCUCACAUUUUGAAUCCUUCCUCACCAAGAAAAUGACGAGAAUUUUCUGCGUAGUCUAGUCUACUCUGAUAGACUCUCAACAACACAUCAUAAAAGCGUGUAUGUGUAUAUAGUUGCACUCAUUCUUUGGAGCCCUAAAUCAAUUAAACUACUUAUAAUUUCCGCACAAUUGAUAUAUAUCUACAACACCUGCAAUCCACCGCCAUGGACGGCGGAGACAAUCACAUACUAGAGCUCGGUCGUCUGAAAGUCAUCGCGGCUCUGGGGCGCGGAGCCAAAGGCGUUGUGUUUUUGGUUCGAGGCGAAUCGAGGGACAGCGAAUUCCUGGCUUUGAAAGCAAUCUCCAAGGCUUCAAUCGAGAAGAAGAAGAAGAUGAACCAAACUACUACUACUUGUGAUAGCGAAUACAAGCGGAUUUGCUUUGAACAACAAGUUUUAAGCCGUUUUCAACAUCCACUAUUACCGAGACUUCGAGGAGUUCUCGCCACCGAUCACAUCAUCGGUUACGCAAUUGAUUACUGUCCUGGACGUGAUCUCAAUUAUCUCAGAAAAAAACAGACUGAGAAAACCUUUUCUGAUGACACCAUCAGGUUUUAUGCUGCCGAAUUGGUACUGGCAUUGGAGUAUUUGCACGGAUUAGGGAUUGUUUACAGAGAUUUGAAGCCAGAAAACGUAAUGAUUCAAGAAAACGGACAUCUAAUGCUCGUGGAUUUUGAUCUCUCAACAAAACUCUCACCAAAAUCUCCCGAAAAUAUUGUUCCGGUCGUUACGUCGGUCGACAAACCUGCGCCGAUGAACAAGAGGCCAUUCAAACCCUUCUACAGGUGUUGCAACUCUGGCAUAUUGCCGGAGGACUCGGUGUCUCCGCCGAAAUCCGUUACUCACACGGUGAGUUCCGGGUCGGACUCGGCGGCUAAGUCGAACUCGUUCGUGGGGACGGAGGAGUACGUGGCACCCGAGAUCAUAUUAGGUAACGGUCACGAUUUCGGGGUGGACUGGUGGUGCUUAGGGGUUGUGCUGUACGAGAUGCUGUAUGGAAUGACGCCGUUUCGGGGGUCAAAUAGGAAGGAGACGUUUUACCGGAUUCUGACGAAGUCGCCGGAACUAGUCGGAGAUCCGACGCCGUUGAGAGAACUGAUUGCAAAAUUGCUGGAAAAGGAUCCAAAGCAGAGAAUAUCACUGGAGGGAAUAAAAGGCCAUGAUUUCUUCUGCGGGGUUGAUUGGGAUCUGAUCCUGCAAAUAGGGAGGCCACCAUUUAUACCUGUACGGGUUGAGGAUGAGGACACAGAAGGAAAUAAGGAGAUUGAUGUGGAGUCCUUUGUCCAAGGAAUAUUUGAACCUGGGAGGGUGGAAGCUAAUAGCAGUAGAAGUUUGGAAAACAAAAAUAAUGAGAAGAACACAGAUAAUGGGGUGUGGAUCGAAGGAUUAGAUCACCCUUGUAAAACUGACAAAUUUUUUGUUUUUUGAUCAUUUAUGUAACUAUUUACAUAUUUAUAUAGAACAAUAGAUUACUCCUAUAUACUAAA
Molecule: messenger RNA, 1606 nt
Organism: Cornus florida
Lineage: Eukaryota; Viridiplantae; Streptophyta; Magnoliopsida; Cornales; Cornaceae
Product: serine/threonine-protein kinase OXI1-like
Exons: 2
Coding region: 285-1547 (420 amino acids)
Biological process (GO): protein phosphorylation
Cellular component (GO): cytoplasm; plasma membrane; nucleus
Molecular function (GO): ATP binding; protein serine/threonine kinase activity
Source: RefSeq, a predicted model, not a curated record